Contarinia nasturtii (swede midge) is the source of this 1481-nucleotide messenger RNA. RefSeq names its product tubulin beta chain-like. Gene Ontology annotation, molecular function: GTP binding; GTPase activity; structural constituent of cytoskeleton. The record is from RefSeq and is a predicted model, not a curated record. Gene Ontology annotation, biological process: mitotic cell cycle; microtubule cytoskeleton organization. Gene Ontology annotation, cellular component: microtubule; cytoplasm. Lineage: Eukaryota; Metazoa; Arthropoda; Insecta; Diptera; Cecidomyiidae. The coding region runs from base 38 to 1435 and encodes 465 amino acids. The transcript is spliced from 6 exons.
UACUAAUUCAACCAAAGUACUAACUGUGAAAUGGACGAUGAGUUUGUUUAUUUUUGAACAGAAAAAAAUCAACAUUUACAUUUUUAUUGUUUAUCUAGUGAUGCGUGAAAUCGUUCACAUGCAAGCUGGACAAUGCGGAAACCAAAUCGGAGCAAAAUUUUGGGAGGUAAUUUCGGACGAGCAUUCAAUUGAUGCAACCGGCACAUAUUAUGGCGACAGUGAUUUACAAUUGGAACGCAUAAAUGUUUAUUACAACGAAGCGUCUGGCGGAAAAUAUGUGCCACGCUCUGUUCUUAUUGAUUUGGAGCCAGGCACUAUGGACAGUGUGCGUUCAGGACCAUUUGGUCAACUUUUCCGGCCGGAUAACUUCGUUUUUGGACAAUCUGGUGCUGGAAAUAAUUGGGCCAAAGGACAUUAUACAGAAGGAGCCGAAUUGGUCGAUUCAGUGUUGGACGUUGUACGCAAGGAAGCAGAAAAUUGCGAUUGCUUACAGGGGUUUCAAUUCACUCAUUCGAUUGGUGGAGGUACUGGCUCUGGCAUGGGCACGUUGCUCAUUUCAAAAAUCCGCGAGGAAUAUCCAGAUCGGAUCAUGAUGACAUUUUCAAUCGUGCCCUCUCCAAAGGUAUCUGAUACCGUCGUCGAGCCAUACAAUGCCACAUUGUCCGUGCAUCAACUCGUCGAGAACACAGACGAAGUGUUUUGUAUUGACAACGAAGCACUCUACGAUAUUUGUUAUCGUACAUUGAAACUGUCAACGCCUACUUAUGGCGAUCUCAAUCACCUUGUGUCAGCAACUAUGAGUGGUGUCACUACAUGUCUUCGAUUCCCUGGCCAAUUGAAUGCCGACUUACGUAAAUUGGCUGUGAAUAUGGUACCAUUUCCACGUCUUCAUUUCUUCAUUACCGGUUUCGCUCCACUCACGUCUCGUGGAUCACAACAAUAUCGAUCACUUUCGGUGCCAGAAUUGGCACAACAAAUGUUCGAUUCAAAGAACAUGAUGGCCGCCUGUGAUCCAAGACAUGGAAAAUACUUGACAGUGGCUGCUGUAUUCCGUGGUCGAAUGUCCAUGAAAGAGGUGGACGAACAAAUGCUCAACAUUCAAAAUAAAAAUAGCAGCUACUUUGUCGAAUGGAUCCCUAAUAAUUGUAAAACGGCCGUUUGUGAUAUUCCACCACGUGGUUUGAAAAUGUCGGGCACAUUCAUUGGCAACUCAACAAGCAUUCAGGAACUAUUCAGACGCGUAUCAGAACAAUUUUCUGCUAUGUUUCGACGCAAAGCUUUUUUGCAUUGGUAUUUGGGAGAAGGAAUGGAUGAAGCUGAAUUUGCCGAAGCCGAAAAUAAUAUGAACGAUUUAAUCUCGGAAUAUCAGCAAUACCAAGAAGUUGGUACCGAUCUUGAUGAAGAUGAAUUGGACGAGGAGACAGAAGGAUAUUAAAAUUUAAAUGAAAUUGUAUUGUAAACAAUAACAAAAAAAAAACCGC